GUUGGACGAUAACACGGACCUAAAGAAAAAAAAUUGAGGAAAAACCAUCUGUCAUCAACCAGUCAAGCUCAAAAUAGUCUUUCCCGUCACAACAUAGUGGGAAAAGGUGAAUCUUAGCGAGAGAAACUAGAGAGAGAGUUUGUGAAAAUUAUGAAGACGAAGGGAUUGAAAAAGAAAUUCCUUGAUACGGAAUCUUCUCAGCUCUCCGAAAAUGUCGCCGUCGCUGGUGACGCGCGUUUCUGUGAGGCGCCUCGGCGUAUUACUGAGGCGAGCGUCGGAGCUGAUGUAGAAGGGGUGGCUGCGGCGUCGGAGGAGGAGGAGGACGGAGAACAGCUGGACGAACAGUGGGAUGACCCCCAGAUCGAAGUAGCUGAAGGCCAUGCGUAUGAAGGGGGGAACCGAAGACCAAAGCUAGCAGAAGGGUUUUAUGAGAUUGAAGCCUUAAGGAAGAAGAGAGUUCGAAAGGGCCAAGUGCAGUACUUGAUCAAAUGGCGAGGCUGGCCAGAGACGGCAAAUACAUGGGAGCCCGUUGAAAACCUGUCAUCAUGCUCUGAUUUUAUAGAGGUGUUUGAAGAAAGUUUGCGGUCUGGAAAAAGAUCCACCCGUGGGCGUAAGCGCAAGCACAGCAUUACCCACACCCAAGCAAAGAAAAAACAGAAACUCCAGCAGCCAUGCUCCCCUGAAGCUGUGGCAUACAGCCUACCACCCAUGACGGUCAGGCAAGUAGAUGAACCACUGCCCAUCCCAUCAUAUGAUGACCCAAACAUUGUUAAUCAUCAAAUGAAGAAUGAAGCUGAGCUGGCGGCGCAUGAAUGUCAAGAGAUACUGAACUCUUCUGAAUGUAGGAAAACAAGUGAACCAAAUGAUUUGGAUUCGAAACUUAGUGAACUUAGUGAAACUCCUCUGACUGAUGGACCCCAUGUAAAUAAUCAAUCUCACGAUGAACCUGGUCGGUGCAUUGGAGCUAAAAGGAGGAAGUCAGGGUCGGUCAAGAGAUUCAAGAAAGAGUCUUCCUCCAGUGUAUUUGAUGAUGUGGCAGACCGAGUAGCAAGUUGCAACACCAGUGUGGCUGUGUCUGAAGGAGUUCAGAACUGUGCAUUUGUGGGAAACGAUUGGGCUUACAAGGGUUUUGAAGAUGCAUAUAAUGUUACUCAGAUUGUCAAACCAAUGGGCUAUCAGACUUCAAUGUCCAAUGAAGUCCAAGAAGUUUCUAUAACCUUUCUGGCUAAGAGGUGUGACGGGAAAGAGAUAACAGUGGACAACAAAUUUCUGAAGGCAAAAAAUCCACUUCUGCUAAUAAACUUCUACGAGCAACAUCUACGGUACAACCCCUCUGAGUGAGUAAAGAUAGGGGAAGCCGUGGUCUGGUUAGCAUGAUUUCCCCUUUGCUAAUGUAUAGUGUGGUAGACUAUAGUUUUUGUAACACUUAUGGCUGUAGAAUAUAGUUUAAGCUGAAGUACAUGGUGUUACGAUACAUCGAUAUGGGGAGCUAGAUAUCCCACAAAUGAUGGCUAUUAUGGUUGUUGCAGCGUAGCAUAUCUUAUUAAAUUAUUUAUUUAUGUGCAUAAUUCGAAUGCCAUUUUUUGUUGGCAUUAGCCUUGUUUAAACCUUGACUCAUGUCGUUUCUUUGUGGUUCAUUGAUACACAUUUUGAAUGGAAAGCUAGAGUGGAAUUUUGGCUCUGCUGAACCAUAGCAACUGUUGUGUACUUUGUACUAUAUCAGUUGUAAAAGAAUAUCUUAAUUUACAUUAUCAUCUUACUGUAAUGAGUGACGAUGUUACUUACGGAGUAUUAUCC
Messenger RNA from Cuscuta epithymum, 1797 nucleotides. Lineage: Eukaryota; Viridiplantae; Streptophyta; Magnoliopsida; Solanales; Convolvulaceae. The record is from the annotation of a GenBank genome assembly.